GGCAACGGAGCGCGCGACUCUUCAGCGGCUGAUUGGGCAGCGGCCUCCCCGGGGGCGGCUCCGCUCCCCAAGGCCGAGGGUCCGAUUGGCCUCUUCCCGGCGCGGGAUCAGCAUGACCCGGCGCAUGCGCCCUGCGGCGACGCUGGCUUCCCCUCAGGCAGGGCGGCAAGCGCCCGUUUAAAGCGGGGCGCACGGAAAGCGAUGGCGGCGGACGGGGUUCCGCUGACGGAGGAAAGCAUCCGCGAGAGAGUCUGCCUGACGCACCAGAAUCUCGGUGACCGACGAGCGGGGGGUGGGGAGAACUGACAGACGGAGCUUUCAAACCAGGCGCCCUGACUGGCUGUUGGAUCCGUUAAUCAGGCGGCAAAAAGGGCGGGUUGGUGUACUGCGCGCGGAGGGGGCUGGACAAGGGGUGCGCGCUGUCCUAUCGGAGAGGCGGAGGCUCUUGAUUGGCGGGUCGAUCCUCUGUCCAGUAGGGGGCGAUGUAUGUGUCAGCGUUGAUGUGUCCACCGGGAAACCUUCCUAGGCUUCGCGCAGGCGCAGCCAGCGUGGUGCUGCUGCUGCUGCUCUUGUCUCUCGCAAUCAUUAUAAUAUCAAAUACAGUCGUGUAUAAAUAAAGCAAACACCAAGUAGGGGAGUUGUGGUCCGUUAAUCCCUGGAGUGGCUCUCCUUGUCUUAUUAGGAGAUCCCUUGCACGGUGCAGAAGCAGCCUUUGUGGGCAUCUACGAGCUGAAGUGGUCACACUCUUUACUGGGGUUCAAAAGGGCUCCCCCAGGAGUGAGUUAACAUUUGCAUCAGCCCACACUUCUGGAAUGCACAUUCAGAAUUUCUUCAAAAGAGAAAGGCACAAUACUUUGCAGCAGUGUUUCCCAUCAUACACUUCCUUUUCUGAAUUAAAAUAGAAAUACUGCAAAUAAAUGUAGAAUGUGCUACUCCAGGUGUUAUUAGAUAGCUCAUCCUUACACCUGAAAUAAUUUAGGACAGAGAUGACUAAACUGGGUCUCUGUCGCCAUAUUCCAUCAUCCCUCAUGAUUGGCCAUGCUGGCUGGGGAUGAUGGGAGUUGGAGGCUAGCAACAUUGGGGAGCCACCUGGAGAGUGGGGGGGGAUAAGAAUUAAGCUCUCUUCCACCCAGCCUCAGAGGAGUGUAUUUUGUACCCCAACUGGUAAAAGGCAAAGCCAAAGCACUCCCUUGUGUGAAGAAGAAACAACAUGAAUUUAUUCUGAAGCUGGAUAGGUAUUUGAUUUGGAAGUACUUCAAUGCCCUAGUUAUGCGAAGAAUGACAAUAACUGCCUGUCCCCAGUGAGACCAUUUGGAAGGAGACGAGACCAGAACAGAGAUGCAGUAGACUCAAAGGAACCAUUAAUUAUGGGAUCAAUUUAUUUAUUGGAUUGAUUACAUGAAGCGUCUGUAUUGAUAGCAUCUUUUGUUGUAUCUGUUCCAACUCUUGAACUGGGCAAAAGGUUUUGCACAACUUCAAAAGUUUCAUAUACCUUUUUAAAAGUAAAAAUCAAGUCCAAUCCAAUAUUGCACUUUGCCAAUUUUCUAUCUCUUGUUCUCUGGAGCCAUCAGAAAAUCAACUUUCUGUUUUUAGCCUUUUAGGACUUGGGACCCACCUUCAGUUGCAUUCUGAAAUGUAGGCUACGCUUAAUAUUUUGUCAGUGCAGUGCAAGUCUGGUUUCCGCCACCCUGUUUCCUUCCUAUUCUCUUUUUCUUCCUUGAUGGACACUUCUUCUAAACACUUUGAUCCACGCUAUUAUCAUGAAAUACGUUGUUCCUUAUCUUAAGUGCCAUCGGAAUGAAUUAUUAAACUCUCAAUAAUUUUCUCAUUCUAGCUGAUGUCCGGUCAUUGUCUCUUCCUGGAACUUACCAUGAAAAGAUUAGUCAUUUAGGAAACUCAAUGGAAAAUUUUAUUCAUCUAAAAUCACUUGACCUUUCACGCAAUGCAUUGACUACCUUGGAGGUAAGGCAUAUUUGGGGCUUUGUAUGUUUUACAUUGUAGAUCUAUUGAAUUAAACAGUUUUGUAAGCGAAUUAACAUUUCAGACAUGGUUCACCCAGUUUGCAUAGGAUUGGUUAUUUUACCCUGUGCUGGUUUACAACUAUAAACAGUCUGUAAAAAGAUAAAACCUCACCCACGAUGUCUAAAUCCCUUGAGAAGGAAGGUACCAUAUUUCAGUGGUCCAGCACAGGUUAAAAAACAUGCCACUGCCAUUCAGAUUAGACAAUACAGUGGUACCUUGGGUUAAGUACGUAAUUCGUUCCAGAGGUCCGUUCUUAACCUGAAACAGUUCUUAACUUGAGGCGUGCUUUUGCUAAUGGGGCCUCCCGCUAGCGGGCAAUUUCCAUUCUUAUCCUGGGGCAAAGUUCUUAACUCAAGGUACUAUUUCUGGGUUAGCGGAGUCUGUAACCUGAAGCGUAUGUAACCUGAAGCGUAUGUAACCCGAGGUACCACUGUACUGAGCUAGAUGCACCCAGGGGUGAAGGAAAGCUCUCCGGCACCUGGUGCGGGGUGUUGAGGGGCAAGUAGUGGGGCAUUAUAACUUAACAAUUAUCUAAGGUACCCUAUUCAGAUUAAGCAACUGCUUCUUUUGGAUAUAGAUUAUAUAUCUGUGGAUGUGGUUGCACAGAGUACUUAGCCCAUUAUUUAUUGUUUGAUCCAUUAUAUGACUCUUUCAGAGUGAAAUUUCCAUCCCACUAUAUGUGGUCAAUGGGAUGCGGGUGGCACUGUGGUCUAAACCACAGAGCCUAGGGCUUGCCGAUCAGAAGGUCGGCGGUUUGAAUCCCUGCAACGGGGUGAGCUCCCGUUGCUCGAUCCCUGCUCCUGCCCACCUAGCAGUUCAAAAGCACAUCAAAGUGCAAGUAGAUAAAUAGGUACCACUCCGGCCGGAAGGUAAACGGCGUUUCCAUGCCCUGCUCUGGUUCGACAGAAGCGGCUUGGUCAUGCUGGUCACAUGACCCGGAAGCUGUACGCCGGCUCCGUCGGCCAGGAAAGCGAGAUGAGCGCCGCAACCCCAGAGUUGUCCGCGACUGGACCUAAUGGUCAGGGGUCCCUUUACCUUUAUAUGUGGUUAAUACAGGAUAGUGUGUGAUACUUGCUUUUAGAUCGCUAUGAGUGUAUCAAGUAGCAUUAUUUGCUGCUGCAGUUAGGAAAGUUUGAGCUUUAAAGAAAGUGUCAGUGGAUUGCAAAAGUGUUCACUAAUCUUAGUAAGCAGAAAGAAUUCACUGAAUGGUUUAUUUUAGCUAUGCUUUCUUUCGUUAAACGAAAAUUGGGUGGCUCAGUGGCUCAUGUUUUUACAUCUUAGCUUUAGUUAUUUAACUUGCUUAGCACUGUUUGCAAUUGUCUGUGGCUACAAGCAAUAAGUACUGAUUUAUGCACAGUUUACUGGAGUUGUAAGAUGGGAAUAAACAUAAAAUUGCUUUUUAACCAUUUGUUAACAGGGUCUUCAACAUCUUACAUGCCUAGAAAAGCUCAAUCUUUACUUCAAUUACAUUUCCUCGUUGUCGGAAGUAUUUCGACUCCACAGCUUAACUGCACUCAAGGAUGUGGAUUUCCGGCUGAAUCCUGUUGUUAAAAAUGAAUCUGAUUAUCGUCUUUUUGUCAUUCACAUGCUCCCGAAUCUCAGGCAGUUGGGUGAGUAAGAUGACACAACAGAGCCAUGUUAGUACCUAUUGAAAAGAAAAAGAAAAAGGUGAUGAAAAUAUUUUGGCUGCCCAGCUAUUCCCAAAGCUGGGAAAUAUUUUUUUAUCAUCUCAUGUUACUUUUUUAAGGCAAGCAACUAAAUGUAGAAUGUGAAUGCAGUAAAUAGAUUUUUGAAAGUACAUGUAUCAUAUACACAUGCACACAUCUGGAAACAAGGAUGUCUGCUGCUACUCGUUGAGGGUACAUUUUGUGGCCAAGCUGUUUCUUCUUGUUUUUGUUUUGCUGUGUGGCCAAAAUCUCUGUUUAAACGAAGUGCCAUAAUUCCCUUUUGCUGCUUACCUUCUUUCUCGUUUCCUAUGUAUGCAUUUUCUGAAAAACUGACAGAUAGUUUGACAAGUAAUGCCAAGGUUGCAGGUUUGAUCUGCAUAUUCCUGCAUUGCAGGAGGUUGGAUGAGAUGGUACGCAAGGUCCCUUCCAACUCUAUCCAACUCUAUUAUUCUAAAGAUAAAGGUAAAGGGGCCCUGACCAUUAGGUCCAGUCAUGGCCGACUCUGGGGUUGCGGCGCUCAUCUCACUUUAUUGGCUGAGGGAGCCGGCGUACAGCUUCCGGGUCAUGUGGCCAGCAUGACUAAGCCGCUUCUGGCGAACCAGAGCAGCGCACGGAAACGCCGUUUACUUUUCCGCCGGAGCGGUACCUAUUUAUCUACUUGCACUUUGACAUGCUUUCGAACUGCUGGGUUGGCAGGAGCAGGGACCGAGCAACAGAAGCUAUACCAAAUCCAUUUGUAGUAUUCUUGCCUUUUUAUAGGGAAGCUUUGCAAAUUGUAUCCAAAUUCUUUGCAUUUGCUCAAAGGGGCCAGUCCUGUUUCCUGUUCUCUGUUGGUCCUGUCUUGUCCCAUCCCACAAAUACUUCAGUGCCUUUAAGAUGCUUUUCACCUGAAGGUGGGUUUGGGAACUGUCAGUCAUGAAGUAGAAGGGAGAGGUGGCUGGGAGUCAGAAAUCCAACCUCCAAGUGGUAACAGACAGCCUUGAUGGCUGUUGAAUCUUGGCAAAGAGCCUGCCUUCUUUUCCCUUGCAAGGUAAAAAUUUCUGAGCAGUGUAAAGAAAUCAGGACUUUGAGGUUGACUUUCUUAGUUACAGUGUGCAUGUGUAUACGCAAUGGCAAAAACAUGUAAUAAAUGAACUGGGGGGAAAGGGAGUAGGUCCAGUAGGAGAAUUUAUCAUGGUUCUCCUAUCAAAGUUCCUGUGAGUUCUACCAUUCAUUUGUAAUUGGAAAGCUAGCACAGUUAGAUUAUCAUAGAUUCGAUGGGAAGGGAAAGGUGACUUCAGUUUACAGAGUCUUGAUUCUGAAUGAUUAAAGAGCCAAACCAAGACCAUAAAGCAAUCAUUUGAACAAUGUCACAGUCAUAGUAGUUUGUGAAUGAAAGGGAGCUUUAUUCUGUUUGACGGUUACAUUUCAAUAUUUUUUGUAAAUGUGAUAUCAUUAGACGUCCUCAUAACGCACACCUUGCUCUACGUGGCAGCUAUAUACAUAAAUACUUGGAUAAGAAAAUAGUUUUCUUCUUUGUUUCCUGCUUAAUUUCUGUUGACAGGAUACUUACCUACAUUUACACAAACCCAUGCAGUUCUUGGCAGUCUUACUCAGGGAUAGUUUUGGAGACCCUUCUACCUGGUGAAACAAAUGCAUUCAGUUGUUUCUGGAAGUUACAGAUCAUGGGUACCUGUAGAUACUGUUGGCACUAAACCGGAGCAGUGGCGCUGAAAGCCCUGCUCUGAGUUGCUGUGCAUAGCUGCGGUCUUGAGUGAGCUGACAGUGCCUGGGGCGCACAUGCGCUGGUACGUGCCUGGGAGUGCCAAGGGGGUGCUCGUGCGACACGGCAUGGAGGGUGAAGGAGCCCGUUGCAGCACCCCAGCGCUCACCUCUGACCCCGUUGCAGUGAUCCUGCUCCACACUGUAGCCCACAGGCUAGCACUGUGCCGCCUGGCUGCCCCUGCUUGGGGGAGCCCAGCUGACGUGGCACUUGGCAGGCCGAACCAGGCACCUCCACGCUGGCGCCCCCAGUGCAGCCCAGCCCAGUUCUCCUUUCCAUGAGCAUUGGUUCCUCCAACACCAGGAGAGGAGUGCCGGCCCACACUUGGGGUGCCUGCAUAAAGACACCUGCUUCACGCCCCCUCAAAAAUCCGCACCCAGGGCCACAUCCCUCUGGCACCCCCCAUGCAAUGCCCCUGGUGCAUAGAGCUGCUUUAUGGUGUGAAAAUUAAAAAGAAAUCAUUCGUCUCCCAUUUCUUUCUCUUACUUGCAGUACCUCCCCUUCUUGGUUCGCAGUGUUAUGAAAGAUACCCUGGACCCUUUAUUUUCAUUAUUAACCAGAAGGGGCUAUGGCUCAGAGGGCUGAAUUGACAAGCAUCUCUUGGUGGCGUCUGUCUCUGUGCCACUAGGAUAUUGUUCUGACAAUUUCCGCCUGAGUUUUACAGACUGAGGGAGCAAAUCAGUACCUUCUUUUACACUGUGCCAUUCUCCCCACGUUUUGGGGAAAAGUUUUUUGAAUUAUUCGGAUUAUUUUAUACUCUGCUUUCACACUUGACUUAUAGUGACUCACUGCUUGAAAAUAUUUCAAAAGUUAAAUGAAUAGAACUAUAAAAUACCUGUACAUGUAUUUUGUCCUGGAAGGCAACACUUUAUGCUUGGUAAUUGUUUUUAAAAACUUCAAUAAAGUUUGUAAAAAAAGAAACUUAAAUAUUAAAACCCAGAUAAUGUUCAAAAUAGGUCAGAACACAUAUUUUAAAUGUUGUAUGUAGGGUCACCAUGAACUUAAUCCAGUCGAUUGCACCAGAUUUAGGCAUGAGGGGGAGGGAAGAGAAUCAUCAGAGUUAUCUAGUUAGCCUCUUGCCAGUGCAGGAAAUCUACUACAUUCCUGAUAAGUGGCUAUCAAGCCUCUGUUUGGAAACCUCUUAACGAAGCAGAGACUGCCACCUUCCAAGGCAGUCUGUUCAUAUUAUUGGGAAGUUCUUCCUAAUGUAUAGACUAAGCCUUCAUCUUUGAAUUUGAACCCAUUGGUUUAGUUUCUGCCUUCUGGAGCUGGGUUGCCAACAUGGCUCCUGUGGGUGCAGAGGUGCCCUUGAAGUCUUCUCCCUGUACCUGCAGAAUCUCAGAAACCACCUCCCUCUGCGCUCACUGUUCCCUUCAAGACACAAGGGCAGUUGCCACAAGGUGUACAAUUGUGUGGGGGUUUUUAAGAAAAAACUUUCAUCUUAUAAAUUUGGGAAUAUUCUAGUAUUGAAUUUGCAAAUGUUCUCCUUGCAUGCAGACCAUCAUAAACACAUUUUCUUCCCUUUUGGGUUGUAUUUUUUUAUUUUUUUUUUAGAUGAUCGUCCUGUGAGAGACAGUGAGCGAAAAGCAUCCCUUUUACAUUUCUCUACAGAUCAUGCUUAUAGAUUCAGGAAGCCUCCACUGGUAACAAGAUGGACUGAAACGGAAAGGUAGGACCAGAACAAGGGUUCAAGCAACUGUAAUCAUGUGAUUGUGGAAAUAUCUGGAAAUUGGGACAGGAUCCAAAGGGCUGCCUGAGGAAUUUGCGUGUGCCCCUUCCUGUCACUGUGCUGCCCCAACCCCACUGCCAAUUAGAGGACCCUCUGGAAUAACACCAGAAUGGUGUGCUGAAGCCCUUGCGCUUCUCUGAGCGCCUCUCCUGACUGCAACUCUCUGUGCUGCAUUGGAUGCAGCUUUUCGUUUGAAUCUUGGCCCUCAACUUUCAGUGCUUUAUCUCCAGAGUCUGAAAGGCUCAGCAAUGUUCAUAAAGUUACCUGUGUGUUCAUAGCUCCUGCCUGGGAUAAUUUUUUGUAGCGAGAGGGCCUCAAACUGGCUUUGUAGGCAUUACAGGUUAUCAGUUUUGAAACCAAGUGGUUUGAAUUUGAAAAGUAAUAGGGUGGGAUUCCAAGGCCUGCACAGAAAGAGAUACAUGUGCAGGGUUGUGUCUGAGGCUCCCCUUUCUGAGUGUAGUACCCCAACCCCAUACUAUCUAAGGGACUGGAGAAUCAUCUGUGGGGAGCAGCCCCUGUCACAAUAGUUGCAGUGUAAAGAUGGAGAAAUCUUAGCAUGAACAAACAUGAAACUAUUUGCUUGUGUCUUACUUUAUUUAUUCAAUUAAAAAAAUAUAAAAAUUAUGAAAUUUGUAUAUAUUGUGACAAAGUGCUUUUCAAGAAAUGUGAGAAUUAUCAAUAAAGCAGUUAAAAACAAUUAGCUAACAACUUUUCAAAAAAAAUUUAAAUCAUUAGUAACCAAAACGAGACUAAAUCAUGUCAAUGUCUGUAGCUUGCCUAAACAAAAAGGUUUCAAACAGGCGCCAGAAAUAAUACAGCAAAUGCACCUGUCUGGUGUCAAUAGGAAGGGAGUUCCAAAGUGUAGGUGCUGCCACACCAAAAUAGCUAUUUCUUACAAGUGUCGUACCAGGUAUUGCGUGGCAUCUUUAGCCCUGCCAGUUCUGCAGCCUGAAGUGGUUGACAGGAGAGCAUGUGUGGGGUAAAGUGACCCUGCAAGGUAGUCUGCUCAACAUUUUGCCCUCCAGAUGUUUUGGACCAUGACUCCCAUCAUCCCUGACAAUCAGUCAUGCUGGCUAGAUGGAAGUUGUAGUCCAGAACAACUGGAAGAUAUAAGGUGGGGCAAUUGCCUUAGACACAAGCAGUUACUUUCCUGUGAGUGCAGGGAUUUCUCAAUUUCCUUAGACCAGACUGGAGGAAGGCUGGCCGAAGGGGUUUGGUGAAGGCUUGCAAUCUGUGGGGCUUAUGGGCACAAUAGAGGAUGCAUAACUGUUCCGCCUUUCAACUGACCUGACUCCGCCAGCAGCACCUGGCAAAAAGGGAAAUCAGUAUCAGCCGCCUGGUUUUGGUUUUCUGAGCAUUUUGGUUGAACUGCCAAUGAAGAUUCAAAAGGGUAGAAGCAGCCUGGUCUAUGUGUGCCUGCCCCCCCCCCCCCCCGUGGAAACUAAAUGUAAUUGGCACUCUGGGUAGUACACCAUCGGUAGACUUGUGCAAGUCUGGUGUGCUUUGAUUCGUGUGGCAGAGUGAACAAGCUUUUGCUACCUUAACUGAUGCAGCCUGCUUCCUUCCUGCAAUUCUGCAUACCUAAGACGACAAACCCACCUUCUACAAGUAGGGCAGAUUUUCUGUGUCUCCUGCGCCAGUGGAAAACGGGAUGAUAACUGAUAAACAGUGUUCGUUAAAGAUUCGUGUGCAGCUUGUAAAGGUAAAGGGACCCCUGACCAUUAGGUCCAGUUGCGGACGACUCUGGGGUUGUGCACUCAUCUCGCUUUACUGGCCGAGGGAGCCGGUGUACAGCUUCCGGGUCAUGUGGCCAGCAUGACUAAGCCGCUUCUGGCGAACCAGAGCAGCGCAUGGAAACGCCGUAUACCUUCCCGCCGGAGCGGUACCUAUUUAUCUACUUGCACUUUGGCGUGCUUUCGAACUGCUAGGUGGGCAGGAGCAGGGACCGAGCAACGGGAGCUCACGCCGUUGCGGGGAUUCAAACCGCCGACCUUCUGAUCAGCAAGUCCUAGGCUCAGUGGUUUAACCCACAGCGCCACCCGUUGCUUAUCUGUGCCGAAGACAGAGUUAGGCACAGUUCUGGCAUAUCUGGUCUUACUUGAGGGUUGCCUUGUCGCCGAGCCAUUACAGGCCAUGCGGUUCCUUUUUCAAACAGGAGUUGUUUCAUCCUGCUUCACUCAAAGCCAGGAAUGUAGGGAUGUGCUAUGCAGACGUGGCGAAUAUCCAAGUACUUGGUCUUCAUUUACAGCUUGAGCUGUAACUAUGUUUGCUUUCUAUGGCACAGGAAGUCUCUGAAAGGCUUAAAACCUCUGUUAGAUCUUCUGAGUCUUAAUCCUUAAUCAGGCUAACUGACCUACUUUCCCUUGUCAAAAGUGUGUUAAUUAGAAUUAGAUUAUGAGCUCUCCAUGGCUGUCUUUGGAUAUCACCACUUUAAAAAGCAACCCUGGUACAGCGGCCCUGUGGAGGCCAACAUUCAGCCUCUCUCCUGGAGGCAUGCAAGUCCUCUUGGCUACUCAGGUGAUUUGAGUCUGCAGCAGAGAGAGUUGCCUGUCUGUGGAGGCUCCCCACAAGCUCCUCGGUCAUGCAGGAAGCCUCUAUGGGCACGCAAGGCUCCCCACUUGACAGCUUUGCUCAGGUUACCUGAGUGUUGGAUGCAUGGCCCGGGGGGGGGGGGCUAAGCUAACAUCCCUGCAACCCAUUUAGGGCAGCAGUGCCUGAAGAGCGCUCUUGUUUUGUUUCUUGAGAUACGUUUUUCUCUCAAAUGAAAACUUAAACAAGGUAUAAAAAGCAUGCCAUUUUCCCACUGCAGUUCUGCCCAUCCAAGAGUUGAAUACAUUAACUUCAUGUCCAAAAAGUGCUUGGUGAUGGAUAAAGAUGAUGAGGCGGUCCUGAACCUCAUUACAAAGUGUGAAUGGAACUUAAGUAAGCCUCCAGGAAUAACUGGAUCGGCCGAAAGUCACCCCAAAGUUGAAUUCCACGAUUUAAACAGUAUGUGAUUUGUUUGUUACUUUUCUCAUGUUGUCUUCAAUAACAGGCUAGUUCAUGUCAGGGUGGAGCCCCAGGCUUCUGGGUUGUAUAGUAGUUUUAAAUGCUCACCGAUCUAUUUCAUAGUUGGGAAUUUAUUACUUGUUUGGUAGAAAUCCCUCUCUUCAGUAUCCAUUCUGAUGUUAUGUGAUGAUGUCACAAUGUAGGCUUGGGGCCUUAGACCAUCCUGCGAUACCAUUGAGAUAAAUGGAAGUUUUUUUUUGCAGUCUGCCGUCUCAAAACACCCAACCACUGCCUUUGUAUUUCUACCCCACUGAGCCAAGGUUGGGAUUUGGAGUGGAAGAAGAGCCUAACUGGAUCAGGCCCAAGUCCUUUUAGUUCAGCAUCCUGUUUUCAGCAGUAGCCAACCAGAUACUUUUAAACACAUUUUAAAAACCAGUUUUUAAAGGUCUGCCUAAAAACAGAUGUAGGGUGGAAUAUUCUACUUUGCAUGAGUGUUCCAAAUAUAUGGGGCCACUACUAAAAAGGCCCCUUUUCUAGUUCCAACCAAGCUGAUGAUGGAGCCUUAAGGCAGCUAAUUCAGGAGGCAAGAACCAAAAAAAAAAGGACAGAAGAAAGCUUUUUUUAAAAAGUAAACAACCUUAGGAAGGCAAAAAGAGCAAAACACAUCAGAAAAUAGAAAGGACAGCAAAUCACACAAAGCAGAAAACUCACAAAGGCGGAGCCAUAGUAAAAGUGACGACCUUGGAAUGGAAAUUAUAUAGGGCUGUGGUAUAUUGUAUGGGUUUCUGUAGAUUAAUUUACCAUUUAAAUCUAUUUCUUGAGGUAUUCACAAAAUAGAAGAUAAUACUAAGAGGCAUCGAAAGCCAGGAGCGUCUCCACCACGGCUUGUCUUGUUGCAGAAUUGGAAGCAAGAAAACCUGCCCAAGGUAAAUAAAAACAUUUAAAAUCCUGUGUCGUACAUUCUUCCCAUGUCAAGAAUGCCUCCAACUCGGUGUGUGGUUCUCGAAGCAAACCAUACAGGAUCUGGUUGUCUUUAACAUAACCCUGGGAGACCAGGGUUAGGAUCCCCACUCGGCCAUGAAUUUCACUGGGUCACCUUGGGCUAGUCACAGCCUCCUAGCCUGUGAGGAUAAAAGGGAGGGCAGGAGAAGGGUGUUCACCACCUUCAGCUCCUUGGAGAAAAGGGGGGAUAUCAAACAAACAAACAAACAGUGUUUCGAAGCUCCCAGGGCCUUCCGUUACUUUGGAAUGGCUCUCCCCUCUGGCAGAGAUAGGCAAGGUUCACAUCCUCAUGAAUCAUCUCUGGCAGCCUCUCCACUCCCAAGACCAGUUCUCUGCAACAUGCAGAUUAUUUGGGUCUAGAUGGAGCUCUUAAAAACCCAGCUGUUUAGCUUUGUUACAAAAGCUUUUAAAUGUUGUAUCUGCUUCUCUGUUUUGCCCUCCCCAUCCCAAAUUAUUUUUCCCACUGACACAUGCACGAGGGACUGCAGGACUCACAAGGGAUUCCUAGAGGGGUAGGAACAUCAGCAGGAGACCUGGUAGUUUACUGCUGUUUGCCUGGCUACAAACCACCCAGGAAGAGCUUGAAAGAGGAGGUGUGAGACAGUGGGGGUCUCCAUGGGGGCCAGGUACAAAACAGAGCAUUAUAGCAUUAAAGAGCAGCAAGUUGAGUGAUGGGAAGCUGUAAGGCCAGGAAGUACUCAGGCUUCAAAACAUAAGUUGGUGUGAACUGGGGACAAGCGCUGGAGAAAGGAGGGAGUGAGGACCUCUCCCACUCUCAUGGGAACAGCUCCCCCCUUUCAAAAAGCCCCAAAGCCAACAGGACAGCAACAUGGGCUCCAAAUUACUGCAGCGGAUGCCAAGCCAUACUGCAAAGGAAGAUCCAAACAGGACUGCCAUUCGGCUGGUGGGUUCAGACUUAAGCCCUGCUUUUGUCAGGUGUGGGUUGUGCUACAGAGGUGGAAUCUACACACAUAUAAAAACUGUUCUGAAAAUGCCUUUUAAAGCGUUUUUAAAAUUCGUUGAAUUUUCCAUAAGGCUCACCAUCGCCAUCUAGUGUCGCAUUGUAUAUUGCACCUAAAAUGUUUUAUUUGCAGCUGUAUUGCUGAGUCCAGAGAUCUUGAUUGUAGAAGAGUCCUCUUUUUCUUUUUCCUUCUAGGCUGCUCAGUUACAAAAUAGAAAUAUGCUGAAAGCCUCAGAAACGAAUAAAGGUAUGUUAUAACAAAUGUUAUUGUGGUAAUUAAAUGGCAGAGUUUGGUCAUUAAUACCAUAGGCAUCUGUUGCACAGGGUUCCAGCUGUCACUUUGCAUGCUGAUAGAUAGGUUUUACUGACAAGCAACAGAAGUGGUGGCUAAAACAAAUACCGUUAUAAUCCUCACUUUUGUGUUUUUAUAUGGAACACUCCUCCAGCAUACAGGCAAACACGUAUCACUUAAUUGCACUGCAACUUGGCUUUAGAUUUGUACCUUUUUUACAGUUAAUGGUCAGAAUCCAACAUGGAGAGUGACAUCGCAGUGCUGUGCAUAACUAUUUAGAAGUACCGUAUUUUUUGCUCUAUAAUACUCACUUUUUUCCUCCUAAAAAGUAAAGGGAAAUGUGUGUGCGUCUUAUGGAGCGAAUGCAGGCUGCGCAGCUAUCCCAGAAGCCAGAACAGCAAGAGAGAUCACUGCUUUCGCUGUGCAGCGAUCCCUCUUGUUGUUCCGGCUUCUGAGAUUCAGAAUAUUUUUUUUCUUGUUUUCCUCCUCCAAAAACUAGGUGCGUCUUGUGGUCUGGUGCGUCUUAUAGAGCGAAAAAUACGGGUAAAUCUCACUGACUUCAGUGGGACUGAACUCCUUGGCGUUGUACUGCAGACUUCGCACUUCAAUACUUUGGGAAUAAAUUGCCUUAAACACAACUAUCUCAGUUGGACUGUGGCCUAAACUGUGCACUGCACCUGAAUGGUUAAGCUGGACAUAUUGUUCUGAAAUAAAUAAAUAAAUAAAUAAAUCUUUAAAUGCUCAAGGAAGUUUUUGUCAGCAAGCUCUGUCACCUGCCGAUUAAAGUGGUAUAGUCCUGGACCAGCCUUGCUCUGUGAUUCUGCUGAUCGAAGUAAACUGGUUCUUAGUCUCAUUUCAUGCCAGCGUGACCUCAGUGACUUAAAGCUAGACUUGAAUAAUGUGUUUGUAGACUGUUCCAGUUUCCAAACUGUAUUACCCAGUAGCAAAUUACGAAGUAAAAUACAUGUCAGUAUGUUGCAAUAAUUUGGGUUUCCCCCUCCAGAAUAUAGAAGCUUGCCUACUUCACCAACUCUACAAGUUUCUCACAGUGCCCUUGGUCAAGGACACAAGAAAAAGAAAAUCGGCGUUAGAGUUUCAUUCUUAGGAGCUAAAUCACAAGAGCUGCCCAAGACAGACCCUAAUUUGAAGUUCCACAAUGAGGCUGAAGCAUAUGAAAAGAUCACAAGCCAUGCUAUUUUUACACCCCAUCCAGGUAAAAUUGUUUUUUAAGUGUUUCUGUGGCCUUGCUGUACAUCUAAAAUACAGCUGCCACUGAAAGCAGCAGCAGCAGCAGCCAUGCAUCUACCUCCCCCACCCUCCCAGCCCUGUUUUGUCAAACUUAACCUGUGUUUUGAUGUCUCAGUCAGUAUCCAUGACUCUUCAAAAUAAGGGAUAUGGGAUAGGGAUCAGUUCUGCUAGAUUGUAUGAAGAGGAAUGUGGGAGCUAGAUGUCUGGCUGCUGUUUUCAGCAAAGAUUGUUGGCUGUGGCAGUUGUCUUUCUGAAAUAGAGGGAUUGUCUUAGAUCUGGGACUCUGUGCCUCAAACAUAUGUGCUAAUUCCUAACCAUCUUUAUGAUAAGAGUGCCACCAUGUGGAUUAGCCCAGUAUUUCACUAGUUAUUUAUGUACUUCAUUUGUUCGGCUUCAGUUGAACCUAUUUCUCUGCAGAGAAAAUGAGCUUAUCUGUAUCUCACGGUAUCUCUUGGGAUAGCUAAGCCACGAGCCAAACUAUGACUUAAUUCAGCACAGGGCAGCAGCAAAUGGCCAGGUAGGAACAGAGUAGACAUGAUCACCUGUCCAGGAGCCCAUGCAUUUGCUAAUUGGUUCUGACCUGUGUUCUGGCUUAAUAUUAUGUGUGAACUGGGCCUAUGAGAACCUACAUAUUGAAACAUCCGGCAUUUGUUAUGAGAACGGUUUCAACUGACCCACAGAGCAGCAGAUGUAACUCCUGCACAUGACAUAAUGUGCACAACUGGAAAAGGAAUAUAGUUUGCUUAUAUCGAGAUCAUCUUGUUAUGAAAGUUGCUGGGAGCCAGUGCAGUGUUCUGGUUAGAGUGUCAGGCUAGCACCUGGGGACAAGAGUCCAUAUCUUCACUCAGCUAUGAUGCCAGUCACUGCCUCUCAGCCUAGCCGACCUCACAGGGGAGGAAUAUAAAUGCUUUUUAUUAUUAUUAAGAAUUCUGCUAUUUCAUGCUUUAGUGUUUUUUCACCUAGACUGAAACCAUUAUGUUCAAAUACUUUUUCCAUUUGUAGCCCCACCAGAAGUCAAUGAAAUAGUAGUUACUUCUCAGAAGACAACAACGGGACAUGGCCAGAAGGUACCUGAACGUGAAAGGCUAAAGAGCAAAGACCUAAAGAAUGGAGAUAAUGUCAAAAAUGUGUCAGUUUGAGAUCAAGCCAACUUCUCUAGUGGAUCAGUUAUAACAAAACGGGUACACUGAAGAUUCCUAAGGAUAUGUGUUUGCACCUGAUCACUGAUACUAGCAUGGAUUGGCUAAGUUUUCCCCCCUUAUCAGCAUUCCAUUUCCUGGUGUGUGUUUUUCGAAUGAAAGUUAGUACUUCAUUUAAAGAGGCACUAAGUUCCCCUUCUAUUUCCUUAUCCUGGUAACUGACUCCUCCAUAAUAGGAUCCCAAUUCCUUUCUGAAAUCUGUGCAUAUUCAUCUCCUUUUCAUUAGUGAAGUAAUUCCCCCCUUUUUUCUGGUAGCUAUCUGUGUAUUCAUAUGGAAAUGAUGUUUAUCUCCCAGCACAUAAUUCCAGUGUUUAACAGUUUACACAUGCUGCCCAUAUGCUACUGGGCCAACUACAAAGUUAAUGUAUUAAUUUAGAAAGCCUUUAACAACUUGAGUCUAGGAUAUCUUCAAUACUGUUUGAUGUGUUAUAUCCCUGUUAGAUCACUCCCGUCUUUGUGGGAGUGGCUCUAAGUGGUUCCCCAUGACUCAGGCACACAGCUCAGUAAUUUCCCCUUUUGGCAUAGACAACGUACCUUAAGUUUUCAUUCCUGGUUUGUAAUUCUCCUGAAAUGUUUCUCCUGAAAUGUUUCAGAAAAAUCCCCUCCUUGUUUUUCUUCACUGCUUCAGGAUUAUUUGAUAGGCAUGAGUGCACCAAUACAUUUAUGUGUAUUGGUGAGCCAGUCAAGAGCUCAUCAUCUUCAAAGGCAACCUGUCAAGGAUAGCAACGCCUUCUUACAUAAGUCAGUAACCCACAAAAUGUUUACUAGCCAGUCAUACAUUAUUAGUAAUUUGUAAUCUGUAAGAGGUUUUCAUAAACCUUCUGUGACUCAUUGGCUGGUUGCAUUUCUUCUCGCCAUAGCUGACUUGGCGACUUAACUAUUUUCUAUGAACAUGGAUUAAUAAUGGGACAAGAAAAUUGCCUGAAAAAGGUGCCGUGCUUUGACCCGAGAGCCAAGAGAAUCUUUUCCCAAUUGUCUUCUUGAUCCAUUUGUCAUAUUCCCUAAAAUAGUUGCUUCCCUCUUUUUCAGAUUUAGGGACCAUGCUCCUCCAGUGCUUGAACCCUGUUAGCUGAGUUAACCUGCCUCUUGCUUUUUCUGUCAGCAAAGAUUCAAAUCUGAGUUUGCACUUGCCUGCUGCACACCUGCCUCCUUGCUUCAUUGUGUGUUUGGUUCCAUUUCCAUUUGUUCUAUCCUUGUUCCUCUUCCUUGUUCCACUUCUAACCCAGCCUUCUGAUCUACUAGCAGCUUUGUAUGUUCCUUCCUUUGCAUAUAGCCUAGGACUAACAGUUUAGUUGAUUAAGAGCUUUAUGGCCAGAGAGUAGAUUUAUCUUUAUUCUUCUGCCCAUGAGCUUGAAAAUAUCACUUCUAAACAUGGCAGCCAUAUGCAUCUGAUCACUACCAGAGGAGUGAGUGGGGGCAGCAGAAUGCUAAGCAACCCUUUGGAUUUUAGCUGUUUGACUAAUAAGCUAGUCUGUAUGCCAUUUACUUCCGGUAAAGAGCCCUGUGCACUGAUCUGACAAAGGUGAGUGCUGGGGACUAGAUAUGCUAAUUGGAGCGCAUGUGCCUAUCAGCCUUCCAGGCAAUUCUGAACGCCAGAGCAUUAUGGAUAAGGUGAGAAUACAUUACUUUGUUCAUUUUGCAGUGGUAAUGGGAAAGCACAGGCUUCUCACUGGGCCAGGCCGCAGGCUGCAUGCAGCUCCUCGUUUUAAGCUGUGUCUAGAUCCUGCACAAUAGUGAUUGGGGAGCUCACAACAUUUUUCUGUGUGCAGUGCCUGUUAAUCUAUCCUGCCCAGGCUAGCAAACAUCAAGUAGUAAAAUAGCACUAUUAAAAAUAAAACAAAAGUGUAUUUAAAACAAUUAAAAGCACUUAAAAGCAGUAAGAAUUCUUUUUAAAAACAUGUAAACAUUAAAGUAUUUUUUUUUAUUUUUUAAAGUGCAAACCUCAAGGAGUAGUUCAGCUGGCGGAUGAAGGGCUGUAUGAAACAGGACUUGAAUGUCUUCUAGACUUGGUUGAUAAACACUGGAAUGGUUGCAAAUCGCUUCAUUGCAACCAAACUUUUUUAUGUAAGUACGAGUCAUUUGUUGGGGAUGUGUGUUUCUCCGUGAUAAUUGGGCUCCUUCCUCCUGCAAGGUGACUUGCGGGUAACAAUAGAUCGGUUUCCCCCAUUGAUUUCUCCAACCCCGGCGACAGGUUUGACAGAUGUGCACUGCUUUUCACCUGGCAGAAAUAGUCCCAGUAGGGAAAUGAGAGGUAGCCUUUUAUUUUUCCUCACAUGUUUUUGGCCUCUUUAGCACCGUUCACUGCAUUUGCUCAAGGAGCAAGACUGGCCAGUAUAAAGGCUUAUUGUGCCAUUUCAUGAGGUUAUUCUGAACUGCUGCUGGGAUGGACACCUGUUGUUAGCAACACAAAAGUGGUCCCUUUCCUUGGGAAACAGGAGAUUACUCCGGAGAGUGAUGGGAGGAGUGUCAGCCAGAGGAGAAGCAAGGUGAGCAGCGCUUACCUGGGCGAAGGCAUCUUCCCAAACUGGCAUUGGUUACCUCGGUUUCUUCAUGUUAUGAAGCACAGUGGGGCAAGGGAGGGAGUGGGGGAUCCCAACGCCUAGUCUCUCUGCCUGGAAAUAAUCACAGGAAGAAAAUGCUCUGAAGAGGUCUCAUGUGAUCAACACUGUGUUUUGCAAUGUGACCCCAUGUCUCAAUAGAUAGGAUUAGACUUGAGGGUAUUUGGCUCAUCAUAAGGAAUUUGAAAAGGGGCUUCUGUUUAAACUGGGGCCUGGAGAACCAGGGGUUGAGUGGCUCAGUAGUGAUGCUAUAAAAGGGCCAUGGGUCACAGGAGCAAAUAACAAAUUUUCCUGCAGCAGAAUUUCUUUGUGAACUUAAAAAUACAAAGGCGUGUCCAUCGGACAUCGCCUUCUGCUCUCAUAGUAAAGCAGCUCUGUUAGGAUCAAUUUUGCUGAGGUUACUUGCAAGUAAAAGCCAUGCUGCUCUACUGGAACCGUGAAUUUGUAAAGACUGAGCAGGUAGUUUGAAGGAAAUUACACCCCUGCCCCCCCCCCAAACCUGGUCACUAAAUAUGAACUUAGAAAAAUCUCCUUUAAUUCCUAGCUCAGGCAGAAACUGUUUUGUCUGCAAUUCAGAAAUCCACACCCACAGAUCAACAGAGACCUCCUGCAGCACACCAAGAGCUGAAUAACCUUCGGUUAGAGAGACAGGCUUUGCAAAAGCGUAUCUCUGAGCAAGAAGAGCAAUACAAUGCCAAGAUCAACAGUUUGGCAUCAGACUUGAAUAGUGCUAAGAAAGACAGGGUAAGUAGAAUGCAGUAUUCCGCAACCCCAUGAUUUCCCUGUGCAUAUAGGUAUCUACAUACAUAUAAACCGUGUUCUAAUCUGGGAUGGCAAGAUGCAGCUGUCAAACUCCCAACAAUCAGUUUCAGAUUUUUUUAAAAAUGCAUUUAUUCGAACUUAAAACCCAUCCAAAGGACCUAUGGUGCAGGAUGCUAUACUAGUUUUCCUGUAUUGCUGAUUACCAGAUUUGUCUUCUAUCAUUUUUUGCUUAAUGUUGCUUCUGCCAGUCAUAGGGAAGAGUUCAGCAAUUGGUGACAAGUUCAGCAAUUCACUCUGGUUUCCGAUGUUUCAGCAAGCAUUGACUAUGUACUCCUAGGCAAAGGGGUAGAAAUUUGCUUUAUUUUUAAAAGGAAAGUUGAGGUUUUGUUUCCAAUGUCACAUUCUGUCCUUUUUGUGGAAGUUCAGCAUGUACACAGCCAUCACUAAAGGCCACGAAAAGCACAAAUCCUGCCUAAUGAAUCUCUCCCCAGGCAGCAGUGGUCUACUUUUCAGGGCAGAAUUUCUCCAAACUUGUCUGCAAAUCAGAGAUUUCUUUCUUUUCCGUUUAAGCCACCUUAACUAUAGAAGCUCUAUAAUUCCUUCAAAAUACAAAGCAAACACUGAAAUUCAGACCAUUCUAAUUUAUUUUGUCUUCUGGUGUUGCGUUUGUAGCAGCUGUUGCUUGAUCCGCAGGGUCUAUUCUGAUUACUUUUAGCUCAGAGGAUCACUGGGAUCCCACAGUAGUUGGAGCAGCUGCUGGGUAGAAUCUGUAGGCAGGAGUGCUCAGAGGUUGCACCCACACUGGCAGCUGGAGCUUCCCAUUUGCUUCUGUCAGAGCUCUGCAGGGCAUAUCAUUGAAAGGCUUAUAGCCCCUUUAUGGAAUUAUUGGUGUACUUGGCCAGUAUUUCAAGCCACUAAUAUUGGGUAACACAUGCCUGAAUUCCUUGUUCUUCAUUUUACUGUAAUUUACUGGUCAGCAGCUUGAGCUAAAUACAGUCAAUUAGUCACUACAAAUCCCUCUUUCUUUCCUCAUCUUGUUGGAUUUCUGUCUCACAUCCACCCGACUACUUUUUCUCUGUCCGCAGAGCAUAUAGGAUAGGGUUAAUUCCUCGUCAGAAGACAGGGUCAAAUUGCCCCUGAAAACUCUUCCCAGUUCAGUCAUAUAAACAUGCUUUACCUGCUACCACUGACAUCAGAUCAGUGUUCCCUGGGAGUGUGGCCCUGUCAGAACAGGGGACAGGAAGAGGACACCUGCAUGAAGCCUUGGCCUUGGCCUUUAAAUGCCCUGGCUCCUGCUGGAUGGAGGACUUGAACUCAGAUCUUCUUCCUCUUUCACUUUCUUGGUUGCUCAAAUUGGUACAGAAUGUAAAAGUCAGCAAGGGUUAAUGGGAACAACAGGUGCCAUGCAUGGCUAAGCAGGUAAAGACGUUGGUCCAACCAGCUUGCCCCUUUCUACUCCCUUGGUGAUGCUGCCGGCCAUCCUUUCUCCUCCAAAGCCCCUCGUGCCGCACAGCUGAGAGGGAGCUACUUGACCUGUGUCUCAGUCAGGUGAUUCCCUGCACCAACGCCAGCGGAGAAGCCUCUCAUCCUCGCCUGUGUGAGGGGUCUUAAUGUAGGCCUGUCAACAGAGUCUGAAAUGUAGGGUGAAUCCUUGCCAACCCGUCUGGGUUGUCCUGUGUCUCUCACUUUGUGUAGUUUAACGAACCAAUGGGGUUGUGCUGACCUAGAGUGUGGUGGGUGGGGGACUAGUGGGAUUAGGAUUAGAUUUGGGUUAAAGAGUGGGGGAUAGAUUAUAGAGAGUAUCAGGGAAGGCCCAUGGAGUAGCCAUAAUACUUAGUAGAGACCUGAACUUCAAAGCCACAACAAAGGGCAGAAGAGGCAGAUUCAUUUUUGCUAAAGGGACACUAGAUGGCAAAAUUAAACUAUCAAUCAGCUCCAUAUAUGCCCCAAACUUGAAACAACUAGAAUUCACCCGAAAAACACUAAACAAGUUCCUCUCCUUCUCUGAAGGGGAAGCAAUCCUAGGAGGUGAUCUCAAUCUUAAUAUGAAAGGUAUAUCCCUGAAAAACAUCCACCCUACAACCCCAUAGGCAACCUUCCUCUGAAGGAAACCCCCAACAAUUAGGGAAUCUUACAAGUUACUAAAAAUGCUAAAAAACGGGUCUCUAUGACAUUUGGGGUGAGCAAAACCCAGGAGACAUCAUCCAUACAUUCCAAUCCGGAUGCCAUGGUACAGUGUCCAGACUGGACGGCAUUCUGCUCACACAAGGUCUGAUCCCCUCAGUGGAGUCAACAAACAUAGGUAACACAAAAAUCACAGAUCACGCCCCAAUAGAAGUCACCAUUAAAAUAGGAGAGGGAACACAAACCACCCCAUCAUGGUCCUUCAGUCCCAUCCUAACCACAAAUAAACAAAUUAGAGAGAGUCUCACAAAAACACUCCAAAACUACUUCAAGGAAAAUGAUGUAGACAAUAUAACAGAGUCUGAAAUGCUACUUUAAUCAUUUGUGAUGCCUAAUAAAGGUUUGGUGAAGUAAUAGCUACUUUAAUCAUUUUCUCUGUCUCAUCGUUUUCUCCUUUCUACACUCCCCAUUGUAUUAGGAUAUAUUGAAGCAUAAUUUAGACAAAUUACUGAAAGAACAUGCAGCUCUGAAAGUCCACAGUCCCAGAAUGGAACAAAGGACCCAGAAUGCAGAGGCCACUCAGGCAGAACCACUGCAGAUAAUCAGUAAGUUUCUAAAAAUAUGUAUCUGAAUAAAGCAGUCCAUGUGUUUGUUUGAACACAUGAAGAUUCUGUAUCCUCCAUCCAAUAAAGGGCAACUUUGUAAGUUUAUAGCAGUUGAGGGAGGGGCAGCCUAGAGCAGAGAUCCUGCAAAUGGCAUAUGGAACUUUGCAUGUACAUUUUGGUCUUUUCUAGCCUUGCACUAAUCACUGCAGACUCCUUAUGAAUAGCAUUUGCUGCAGCGCGAGGGGGAGAUGAGCCUAUCCCUAGUGUACAGGCAAAGAUGCUUCGGAACAGUCUAACUGGUGGUGUCUGGAAAGGACCGUGAACCUGGCAGGGCCACCAGGCCAGCUAAGUGGGGGUGGGUGGUCACCAGAAGCAGGACUGUGAUGUCUUUCAUCUUGCAUAUUGGGCUGUCUUUUAAAACACACUAACAAACACAAAUAUUGCCAUCAUGUAUUCAAGCACAUUGUCACACGGAGACCCGGUCACAUAAGAAGCCUGCUGAGCAGAUUUAUAAUUCCCUUAAAUUCCUGCUGAUUGGUUUUCAGAAUGAUAACUGUGUACAAUUCACUCAGAUUAAGGUGCCCACACUUUCCACCUGGGGUCUGAUAUAAAAAAGCAUAUCAAAUAUAUGCAUUAUUGGGGUUUGUAAAACGGCAUUUCAGAGGAGUAAAUCUCAAAAGUUCCAAAAUUUCUUAACCCUCGUGUCUGAACUGAUUUCGCUCUCUGUCUCAGUCCUGUUGUGCUAGAUCGUGUUGAGAUCCCAAUGCUUUGCUCAUAGGAAAAGGUCACUAUCUCAUCAGUUGGCAGCUGCUACCCCAAAGACCUUUUUUGGUCCUCUUUUUAACCCCACUCUUUGUUUCAUGGGAACUGGGGGUGGUAGACAAUAUAAUUAAAAUACAAUGCUUGCAAAGAUUAAAACUUUUUAAAAAUACAUCACUAUAACUUAUACAAGUAGAGUUAAACUUGCUUCAAUUUUAUAUCAAUACUCAUAAUUCAGUACCCAUCAGUGGGCAUCCCCUGCCGACUUCAGGGCACAAGUUGGCUGGCACUGGAGGAGGAAUUUCUUUAAGUACUUGGGCCUCCAAGCUUUGUGCUUUGUACACCAGCAUCAAAACCUUGAAUUGGGGUUGGUAGCUCACAAGCAGCCAGUGUGCUGCCUUUUGGAUCCAUGACACACUCAACUGCUUGGCUCAGCUGACAAAUACCCAUUCCUUCUGAUCUUUUUCAUAUGGCUCGGGGAAAUGCAACGAAUGGGAGUGCAACAAGCAAGCCCUUUCUCCUCAUCUUUUUCAUAUAUACUUCCCUGUCAUGCAGUGCUAACACCUUUUUUAAGUAAGAUGGUUGCUUAUGGCUAUAGAUUCUUUCUCUCUCCAGAACUUGAAAACCACCACAAGCUGUUGGCUGAUGAAAAUGCCAGUUUGAAACAGCGCCUCCAGCACUUUGACAAGAUGCAGGAACUCACAAAGAUGUUGCAGGAAAGCCACAGGUAGAAGCUUGGUACUGGAUGUUAAGUGGAAGCUCUCAAGAUUUCAAAUGUUUGGCCAUUUAAAAAUUUGUUCUUGUGUUCAAUGGCAUCCGCUUCUCCCAAUGUAUGGUCACUGUCUUUGCCAAGCUGCUUCCAGCACAUGUUCUUUCAUCUCCCUCCACACAGAAGUGCUCCUCCUUGCUUGACCCCAAGCUCUGCUCAGCCACGUUGGCCACCUGGAACCUCCAGUGCUCAACGUAUAAAUACUAUACGUUGAGAAAAGUGAGGAAAUGGAGGGCUGACCCAAGAGGAGAGAAGUGAUUGCACAAGUAGACAAGCUGAGUGAAAGGUCGAGGCAGGGUCUGAAUCACAAACGCCAAGAACCAGCUGUUCUUAUACAAGUUUAAUUUCACUCCAGGUUCUCUUCCACCCUGCUUACCCCCCAAAACUUGGUUCCCAAUUUUUCCUCCCUGACUGCCCCCCUCAAAAAAAGACUUGUCGUUUUUCUCAUUCUUACCUCCAGUUCUUGCAUUUGCAAUCCCUUAGUGUUAAGAGAGAGAGAGAAAGUACCAACAGGUCUCAAACAAAAUGGACAAGUAAGGAGAAGGCUACCUUAAGGCAUGUGAAAAAAUGCACAUGAGCAUCUAUUUGUUAUCCUGUAGAAGAGAAAGGGAUUCCCCCCCCGCCCCCAUUAUUGAACCAGUGGAGCAAAGGGGUAGAAAGAACUGGCUCCCUUUUGACAGCCCAGCAGCCAAGACAUGCUUUCAAGCAACAAAAUAUGUUAUCUGUGAUCUCUCCAGGUUUGAGUGCAGCUGUGUGCGCGCAGGGCUGUUCUUCACAUCUGUAGGUUCCAUGGUUUAUUUUGUAACAUAAUAAUUGAUUUUCUUUUUUUAAAAAAAUGCAACGCUUUCUUGCAGAACCUUGGUUUCUACAAAUGAACGUCUCUUAAAAGAACUGGAAGAGGCACGUUGCCGACACAAGGUGGAAGUGGAGCAACUACACUGGAACUACAAUCAGUUAAAGAAAACGCUUCCUCCUAGCAACAUCACCCAAAAUUAACAGCAGCAGAUGUUAAUAACAGUGAAAGGCAUGUGAGUGUAAAUGAUUUAUAAAGGAUGACAAACCCUUGGGGUUAUUUACUUCCAUGAACCAACCAGCUUUUAACACUGUGGCUGAUUUCUCUUGUACCUCAUUUUUUUAGAUAUCCUCCCCAUGGUUUUUGAAUAUAGGAGUGAAUAUAUUAAAUUAUUGAAUGAUUUUAAUGCAUUAUUCGAUCAAUGGCAAUUUAUAUGGAGUUUUUAAGUAAAAUAAAAUUGAUCUCUUCUACUGUGAAUUUUGUAUUCACCUCAAACUUUUUCAAAUAGGGAUCAUGUUUAUCACUGACCAAGUUAUUGUUGCAGAGCUGUGUGCUGAUGCUUUAGGAACAGCUGCAAAACCAUGGCCUUAAGACAUGCUUCAACUUUGAGCAUUUCUGCACAUGGAAUGAAGUUUAGCAGUCAUGUGACUUGCAGUACAAUCCUGUCCAUGUUUUCUUGGACUGCAGCCUUAGAAGGGAUGAGGGAUUCUCAUACUGUUGCAGGUGCUUUAAAAAUAAUAUUCCUAGCUUAUUCUUUCACUUAUCCUGUCCUUGAAUGUGUUAUCUGUGGAUCAAGAAUUAACCUUUGGCAUAUGAGAUCAGUAGCUGCUGUUUCCAUAUUCCAUUAAAAAGAUGCUGUUUCAACAAUACUGUCCACAUCUUCAUUGAUACCAUUUGAUCAACUAAUUAGGUUGAUUGCUCACUGAGAUCCAGUUUCUCUCUGCAUUCUGGCAGUUCCAAAUUUCUGCUGGUGGGAAAUAUCAUGGUGUGUUUCCUAUGUUACUGAAGUGACCUUUUAUUUUCUUUAACAUUUUGGACAAUUAUUUCUGGAUUUCAAACCACUGAAAUUUUGCAUCUGCUGAUGGAAUGGCAAGUAAAGGAUUUGCCAGUCAACGUGCCUUUCCAAGUCCAACUGAUCCCUGUAGGGUGGCAUCCAGAGCCCCAUGGUUGCAGCCUCAAAUUCCUUUGGUACUACUUUUGAACAAAAAGCAUCUCCUAUGGUAAUAUGUUCCCUGCUGAAACAGCACCUUCCUUUUCACAAUCAGAUGGGCAGGGUACAAAUAAAAUAAUAAAAAUAGUAAUAGUAAUAACAAUAGUACUGUUGUUGUUAUAUUCCAGAACAGACGUUUGGCUGUGCAGUGUUUGCACAUGGGUGUGUUUUAAAAUGAAACCAUGCAAUAUAUGCUUUUCCUACUCAAUAAAUGUAAGUAGACCAGAUAAAAAGCCUCUCUAAAUGCAUUUAAUUUUAAAACUUCCAACAAUUUUUUUUAUCUUGUUUUCCAGAUAAGGCAUUCUAGAAUUGCAGAGAAAAGGGCAAAUUCCAUGCUAGGGCUCCUUAUGAAAUGAAUUGAAAAUAAAACUGCCGCUAUCAUAAUACCGUCAUACAAA
Messenger RNA from Podarcis lilfordi (Lilford's wall lizard), 24848 nucleotides. Lineage: Eukaryota; Metazoa; Chordata; Lepidosauria; Squamata; Lacertidae. The record is from the annotation of a GenBank genome assembly.